Molecule: messenger RNA, 732 nt
Organism: Aureococcus anophagefferens
Lineage: Eukaryota; Pelagophyceae; Pelagomonadales; Pelagomonadaceae
Exons: 1
Coding region: 1-732 (243 amino acids)
Source: RefSeq, a predicted model, not a curated record
AUGGCCGCGCGGCGGACGGAGCUGAACCCGCGGCUGUCGACCGAGACCCCGCUGCUCGAGGAUGCGCGGAGCGCGUUCACGGACAACUCGGCGACCGACGAGCGCGAGGACGAGCUGUGCUCCUUCUCCUGCGGCGCUCUCUGCCGCUGCUUCGGCCUGUGCUGGGUCGCCGACGCGGAGAAGCACGACGCCAUGGAGGCGAACAAGAUGAUCGGCCGGCUCGGCGUCUGGCUCGCGGCGAACACGUUCCUCUUCGCGUGCCAGCGCGUCGCGGUCGCGUGCGGCCUGCCCUACGACGGGCACAAGGGCUGGAAGAACGCGCGCUGGAGCCUCACGGCGCUGAACCACCUGUGCCUGUACGCGUCGGGCGCGGCGGUCUUCGCCCACGCGUUGACGCCCCGGCGCGCGGGGCGGCUCUUCGGGAAGCCGGCGAACUGCGCGGCGUUCCUCGGCGUCGCGCUCGGCGUCGGCGUGCUGUUCUCCAUCGUGUCCGACAUCUCGUCGCUGCGCACGUCGAUCUCGGAAGACGGGUCCUACGACGCGUCCUUCGUGGCGCUGCUCGUCAUCCUCGGCGCCAUCGUGCUCGCGGCGUUCGCGUUCCAGAUCUGGCUCGCGCGCCGGCACGGCGGCGUCGUCCCCUACCUCGCGCCGCGGAUCGCGCUCGUCGUCCUCUACGUGGCCUACUCCUGGGUCCUCGUCAGCGUCGAGCGACAGGAGUGUUUUUUCGCGUGA